This is a messenger RNA of Lasiosphaeria miniovina, 537 nucleotides long. RefSeq lists its product as uncharacterized. The transcript has 3 exons. The annotation marks the transcript as partial. NCBI's taxonomy places the organism in Eukaryota, Fungi, Ascomycota, Sordariomycetes, Sordariales, Lasiosphaeriaceae. The record is from RefSeq and is a predicted model, not a curated record.
CAGCUGCGUACGCUGUCGCAGCAGUACCGCGACACCUGCCUCGACCUCGAGCGCGAGCGUGUUGCCGGCCGCCACGCCCAGGAGCGGGCCGAGCGGUCGGAGCAGAGUCUCGAGGCGCUGCGCGAGUCGGUGUCGCGUAGUGCCUUUGUGCUCGUGCUGAUUGACGCGGAUGCAGACGCGUAUUUAUUCGACGACAAGUAUUACCGCUACGACGACCCGGCUGAGGGCGGCUCGCGCGCGGCGGUGGACCUCUGCGCGGCAGUGCGACAGUACCUCCAGGCGACCGACGCGCGCCUGGCCGGGCUUCCCGUGGUGGCCAAGGCGUUUGCCUCGGGCGAGGGCCUCGCCGACCUGUUCGUCAAGGCCGGCGUUGCCAGAGAGUCCGAAGCCCAGUCCGUUGUAUCGCGCUUCACGAGUGGCUUCUCCCAGGGGGACGACAUGUUCGACUUUGUGCUGGUCGGGAAGGGCAAGGACAGGGCUGACCACAAGCUGAUGGGUGAGGCGGCAUUCUUUCCUCCAUUGCCGGGAUCAAACUGA